ACUCCAGUUCGGGGUUUCCAGAGGAGGAAAACUGGAGCCGAGGAAUCAUCACCAGAGCUUCGAGCACGGGCAACAAGUGGACGAGGAGGGAGACUUGUCUUAUUUACGGAGCGAAACGGUCCCGACUCUCAGAGAUGCAAGCCUCGCUGGUAGCCCUCGUCUGUGCGCUGGCUGCCGCCGUUGGCCAGGAGCCCGACCACAGCCACGGCUGUGCCCAUGGCAGCUGUUACCCGGCAACUGGGGACCUGCUGAUUGGAAGGGAGAAGAACCUGAAGGCCUCGUCCACAUGUGGGAUGAGAAGGAAAGAGCCGUACUGCAUCGUCAGUCAUCUGCAGGAUGAGAAGAAGUGUUUCGACUGUGACUCCAGACGCCCGUACGACCCCGUCUACAACACCAUCAAUCACCGGAUAGAGAACGUCAUCACCGCCUUCAAGCCUCACCGCAAGAAGUCCUGGUGGCAGUCUGAGAACGGAAAGUCGGGUGUCAACAUCCAGCUGGACCUGGAGGCAGAGUUUCAUUUCACUCACCUGAUCAUGACCUUCAAGACUUUCCGUCCGGCGGCCAUGCUGAUCGAGCGGUCGGCCGACUUCGGGCGUACCUGGCAGAUCUAUCGCUACUUCUCCCACGACUGUGUCAUGGACUUCCCCGGAGUCUCCCAGGGUCCUUUGCGCAACAUUAACGACGUCAUCUGUGAGUCGCGCUACUCGGACAUCGAGCCGUCGACGGAGGGAGAGGUCAUCUACAGAGUGUUGGAUCCAGCCAUCAGGAUCGAGGAUCCGUACAGUCCCAGCAUCCAGAACCAGUUAAAGAUCACCAACUUAAGAGUCAACUUCACCAAACUGCACACGCUCGGGGACAACCUGCUGGACCCCAGAGCUGAAAUCAAAGAGAAGUAUUACUACGCCAUAUACGAGCUCGUCGUCCGCGGCAACUGCUUUUGCUACGGCCACGCCGCCGAGUGCGCCCCCAUCGAGGGCAUCAGGAACGACAUAGAAGGAAUGGUCCACGGCAGGUGUGUGUGCAACCACAACACCAAAGGGUUGAACUGCGAGCAGUGUGACGACUUCUACAACGACCUGCCCUGGAGGCCGGCCGAGGGACGCAACACCAACGCCUGCAAGAAGUGUAACUGUAACAGCCACUCGAGCCAGUGCCACUUCGACAUGGCCGUGUUUCUGGCCACGGGGAACAUCAGCGGAGGAGUUUGUGACGACUGUCAACACAACACCAUGGGACGCAACUGUGAGAUGUGCAAACCGUUCUACUACAAAGACCCCAUCAAGGACAUGAGGGACCCAGGAGUCUGCAUAGCUUGUGACUGUGACCCGGACGGUUCGCUGAACGGGGGGAUGUGCGACAGCCACACGGAGCCUUCGCUCGGCAUGGUGGGAGGUCAGUGCCGUUGCAAGGAUAACGUGGAGGGGCCGCGCUGCGACAAGUGUAAAACCGGCUUCUUCGGCCUGAGCGCGGACAACCCUCAGGGCUGCCAACCCUGCCGGUGUGACCACAGAGGAACCGUCUCCGGUAGCUCCCAGUGUGAUCCGGUCAGCGGAGACUGUUUCUGCAAGCGGCUCGUCACUGGACGCAGCUGUGACCAGUGUUUGCCGGAGCACUGGGCCCUGAGCUACGACGUGAACGGCUGCAGAGGCUGUGAGUGUGAUAUCGGAGGAGCUCUGGACAACCACUGCUCCGUGGAGAACGGUCAGUGUCGCUGCCGCGGCCACAUGACAGGACGCCAGUGCACACAGGUGGAGUCUGGGUAUUUCUUCAUAGCUCUGGAUCACUUCCUUUACGAGGCUGAGUCGGCCCAAAUGGGACAGGGCUGCACAGUGGAGAUCAGAGAGCAUCAGCCCGGUCGCUCCGCCACCUGGACCGGAGCCGGGUUUGCUCGGGUCCCUGAAGGCGGCACGCUGGAGUUCCAGAUCACCAACGUACCGUACUCCAUGGAGUACGACCUGCUAGUCCGCUACGAGUCACAGAUGCCCCGUGACUGGGAGGAAGUGCGUAUAACCGUGAUCCGUCCGGGGCCGAUUCCGACCAGCAGCCCCUGUGGAAACACCAUCCCAGAUGACGACAGAAUCACCGUGUCUCUACCAGCCGGAUCCAGGUUUGUGGUUCCUCCUCAGCUCGUGUGUCUGGAAAGAGGCGUCACUUACACCGUCCGCUUCGAGUUCAGACGCUACCAGGACGGCAACAGUAUCCUCAACGGGGCGGCCAACGCUAUCCUCCUCGUGGACUCUAUUGCACUGAUGCCGCGCUACUCCUCCAUGGAGAUGUUCAACGCUGGGGACGUGGCCUCCAACACCCGGAGGCAGAGCUACGAGCGUUACCGCUGCCACGAGGGGGCGAAGAGCGUGACCCGGCCAGCGAUGAGCGACACCUGCGCCAAGAUGAUCACCAGCAUGUCGGCCGUGAUAAACGACGGGGCUCUGCCUUGUAACUGUGACCCUCAGGGGUCCAUCAGCUCGGUGUGCGACGUCCGCGGGGGCCAGUGUCGCUGCAGGCCCAACGUGAUCGGGAGACGCUGUGACAAAUGUUCUCCGGGGACUUACGGCUUUGGACCCUCGGGCUGCGUAGCCUGCGGUUGCAGCCUGGAAGGCUCCGUGACUCGGCUGUGCGACAAGUUCACCGGUCAGUGCCAGUGCCGCCCGGGAGCGUUCGGCCAGCGCUGCGACGGCUGCCAGGCGGGUCACUGGGGCUUCCCCAGCUGCCGACCGUGCCAGUGCAACGGGCACGCGGACCAGUGCGACCAGAGGACCGGAGCCUGCAUCGGCUGCAGGGACAACACUGGAGGAGACAAGUGUGACAGGUGCGCCAAUGGUUACUAUGGUAACCCCGUUUUGGGAAUAGCGUCCGGGGGUCACUGUCGUCCCUGCCCCUGCCCGGACGGGCCCAACAGCGGGCGCCACUUUGCUGCGUCUUGUUACCAGGACAACCGCAACAGACAAAUCAUCUGCAACUGUAACCAGGGUUACACAGGAAUUGUUAAACGCUCCGGGGCGACCAUUUUUAAGCGUGCCCGGUGUGAGGAGUGUGCGCCGGGUUAUUACGGGAACCCCUCUCAGCCGGGGGGCCGCUGCCAGCCCUGCCAGUGCAACAACAACAUCGACAUGUCGGACAUGGACGCCUGCAACCGUCAGACCGGAGAGUGCAGGAGGUGCCUUUACAACACCGAGGGCUCCGGCUGUGGCAUCUGCAAGAGCGGCUAUUUCGGGGACGCUUCCCGGCGCAACUGCAGGAAGUGUACGUGUAACUUCCUGGGCACUGAACGCAGCCAGUGCAUGGAGCGUGAGGACUGCGUGUGCCAGCGCGCCACAGGCCAGUGCCAGUGUCUCCCAAACGUCAUAGGCCUGGCGUGCGACCACUGCGCCCCCAACCACUGGAACCUGGCCAGCGGCCGGGGCUGUGAACCGUGCGGCUGUGAUCCCAACAACUCCGUCACCUCCUCCUGUAACGAGUUCACCGGUCAGUGUCAGUGUCGUGACGGCUUUGGGGGGAAGACCUGCACAGACUGUCAGGAGAACUACUGGGGAGACCCCCGGACGCUGUGCAGAGCUUGUGACUGCGACUGGCGUGGGAUCGAAACCUCUCAGUGUAACCGGGUGACCGGACACUGCGUCUGCCAGCAGGGGGUGUCAGGUGUCCGCUGCGACCAGUGCGCCAGAGGAUUUUCUGGCCAGUUUCCCAACUGCCAGCCCUGUCACCAGUGCUUUGGGGACUGGGAUCGCAUCGUGCAGGACCUGGCGGUGCGCACCAAGGCUCUGGCGGAGCGAGCCCACGAGAUUCAGACCACGGGGCUCACUGGGCCCUACGAGAAGGCCUUCAGAGACCUGGAGGAGAAACUGGCACAAGCUCGGGGGAUCGUCAACGCACGCAACGCCACUGCUGCAGCCGUUGCUACCCUCAUGGAGCUUAUUGAAGACCUUAGAGCACAGAUUGGGGACACCACUGACACCUUAAAUCGUCUGGAAGGAGACUUAACCAUCGUCCAGGACAGCAACUCCGAGGCAAGCAAGGAUCUCAGCGCUCUGGAAAGGGAAGCUAAAGAGCUGAACCUCACGUCAGAGCAGCUACAUCACCAACUGGAUGUCCUCAAAAACUCCAACUUCUUAGGGGCAUACGACAGCAUCCGCAGCUCCUACAACCGGUCCCGUGACGCGGAGCGGCGAGCCAACGAAUCGACGACCACCCGGCCCAGCACCGUCAGCCAGUCCGCAGACACCCGGCGCCGCACGGAGCGCCUCAUCAACGCCAAGAAGGACGACUUCAACCGCAAAAACUCCGCCAACAAGCGCGCUCUGGCAGACCUCAACACCAGAGCGCAGGGACUGGACCUGAAGAGGAUCAACGAGAAGGUGUGCGGCGCUCCGGGGGACGCUCCCUGCGGCGAGAGCCCUUGCGGAGGUGCGGGUUGCCGCGACGACGAGGGGAACCGUCACUGCGGAGGCCUGAACUGUAACGGCGCCGUGGCGGCGGCGGACAACGCUCUGGAGGGAGCAAAGCACGCGGAGAAGGAGCUGAACAAAGCCAUGGGGGAGGUGGAGGGACUCUUCACCAAGGUGGCAGAGGCUAAAUCUAAAGCAGAGGAGGCCAAAGGUAAAGCCCAAGCAGCUCUGGAGAAAGCCACGGCCACCAAGAACAAGGUGGAGCGCUCCAACAAUGACCUGAGGGACCUCAUCAAACAGAUCAGGGAGUUCCUCACUCAGGAGGGAGCAGACCCUGACAGCAUCGAGGCGGUGGCCAACCGCGUCCUGGAGCUCUCCAUUCCCGCUUCACCCCUCCAGAUCCGACAUCUCGCCGACGAAAUCAAGGAGCGGGUCCGCAGCCUCUCCAACGUGGACGCCAUCCUGAAGCGGACGCAGGACGACGUCCGCAGGGCUGAGGAGCUGCUGCUGGACGCCAAGAGAGCGAGGCAUCGCGCUGAAGGUGUGAAGACCACAGCAGAGACUGUGAUGCAGGCCUUGAUGGACGCAAAGACUGCCCAGACUUCAGCAGAGAAAGCCAUAGCAAAAGCCAAAGCUGACAUUGGGGACACUGAGAAUCGCUUGGCAGAGAUUGAGUCGGAGACGACCAACAGUGAGAAAAACCUGAACGACGCCAUGAACCGCCUGGGCACACUGGAGCUGCAGAUCAACGCCCUGAAGACCAAGCGCGCCAACAACAGCAUGGCGGCAGCCCGAGCCGAAGAGACGGCCACCAUGGCCCGAGACAAGGCCAACGAGGCCAAGCAGAUUCUAGACGGCCAGCUGACGGAUAAGUACCAUGAGGUGCAGCAGCGGGUGGACAACAAAGCCAAGUCUGUGCAGGACGCCAAGAAAAGGGCGGAGAGUCUCAGAGAUGAAGCGAGGGAACUGCUGAAAGACGCCCAAAGCAAGCUAGAGAGGCUAGCAGAGCUGGAGAAAAACUACGAGGAGAACCAGAGGAGGCUGGAGGGUAAAGCUCGUCAGCUGGACGGUUUAGAGGACAAGAUGAAAGGCAUCCUCAACGACAUCAACAAACAGAUCCAGAUCUACAACACGUGCCAGUAAAAGGGAACCAGCCCAUCCUCAUGUUAUCCAGACCCAGCAACCUGACGACACACUGAGAGUAAAUGUGCAUAUUUAGUUUUUUUUGUAACGGUUGGUCUUCGUCAUCAUAUUGAGAUAUAUAUAAACAUAAACAUGACUGAACAUGUAAAGGCCGUCUGAUAUCAAAUAUUUUAUUUUAAUUGGUGCACAUUGAGAGAAAUCUGUUUUAAAUUUGUCUUUUGAAUACACAACUUUUUAAUGAAAUUUAGAAAAGUAAAUAAGACACAGAUUUGAGAGGAAAGUAUGCACUGAAAAACAAAGUGCAGCUACAUUUUUAAAUAUUUUUUAAAUGUUUAUAUUGUGUCUUUUUGUGUCGGUAUAGCUGUGGUCAUGUGGUGUUACCUUAAGUCAUGAUGAUGCCUGCCUACAGUCUAUUAAAAACUUGUACAGUUUUAUUAUGUUGAAGGUCUCCGCUGGACAAUCAGCAAGUCAGUCCAUCUUUCUGUUUUCCAAUAAUUAUUUGUUACUACUGGAAGUAUAUUCUGAGCUGUGCUCAUCAUGUGCAAGAGGACUUCAUUUAAACUGCGGUUGACGGGGUCUUCUUGCAGCAGGAAGCAAACGUUUAUGUGCGUGAGAACAUAAUAUGAGAGUAUGUUUUUGAGCGUAACUUUUUUUUGUUUUAUUCAUUAUAAGUUAUUUUUGAAAUAAGCCAAAAUACUGAGGGAGGGGUGUAGAGGAGCAGGGGUGUGAAACUCAUGUUAGUUCAGGGGCCACAUACUACAGCCCGAUCAUUAUAGAAUCAUAACAUAUAAAUAACAAGAAGUCCAAAUUUUUCCCUUUAUUUAGGGCAAAAAGGUACAUUAUGACAUUUAUUGACGUAUACUUUAACAAAACAUUUUACGAACCACUUGAAAUUUCCUAAGAAUAAGUGCUAUUUUGAAGCAUUGCUGCCAUCUGCUGUUUAAUCCUAGUUUUGCGUUAUAUUCUUAACGCUUACUAAAACAGUGCGCCCCCUAGGGGACAAAUUAGUAAGUAAACGUCUCUUAUGUCGUUUUUGCACUUUGCAAAUUCAUAUUUGUACAGAAGCAUAUUGCAUUCUUAGUAAAAGAAAAAAAUGUUUUUUUUACAAGUAAUUUCUGUUUUGAUUUGUUUUUUGGGCUAAAUGUUUCUGUUUUUCUGAGUAAUAUAUUUUUUUGGUUUGUUUUUCUGAGUAUUUUUUUCUGUUUUUCACAGUAUUUUUAUUUUUUUUAAACUCAUUUUCUUCUGAGUUUAGAAGUCAUUUGAAACAAUAAAUGCAUUAAUUCCUUUAUUGAGAGCUCGAUUUAAUGGAAGGGAGGAAAAAUUACUAAUUAAAAAUUAGAGAAAAAAAAAUCUGGAAAAAUAGGAAAAAUUUACUCAGAAAAACAGAAAAAAAUACAUAAAAAUUAAUUAAUUACUCAGAAAAAAAAAUCAGAAAAACAAACCAAAGAAAUAUAUUACUGAGAAAACCAGGUUUUUAUUGUGGAAUGCAGUACUUGCUUCUGUAUGUCUGACACCUACGGUUUAGACGCUAAGCAACAAUCUUUUGUGGUAAGAACUUUUUCAGGUAGAAUUACGAUACGACCCGGGUUAAUGUAUUCAUAUGGAGUUUAGAUUUAGAAAAACAAAUUGUUGUUUAGGAAUCAAAUAAAUAUCUUAUUGGUCUUUAUACACAAUGAAACAAGUCAAAAGACCAAUGUUGUGUGAAUCCUAUGUGCAGGACUCAGCAGCCUAAGCUGACACUACAUAAAGAACUAUAAUAAGCUGACACUGUACCUUAAUGCCACGAUCACUAUACAUUUGGAUGAACUCAGAUCCAGAGUGAAAUAUUUCAGACUGUCAUAUGGAACUGAAAAAACAACAUUAUGGUCGAGCUGAAUCUGACUUAAACCUUUUCAUUUACGAAAACUAAAUUAAAAGUGAUAGCUUGACAUUUUUUAAGUCGCCUUAUUUGGUUUUCCCUGAGAGCUAGAGGGAAAGACAGAUAGAUACCAGGUUACAGCCUCAAUAAUAUGAAACAAUAUUUACUAUACAAAGUGUUUAAUUGUGCCUUAUACUGCUAAUCGUGUGGACAUUUACUGAUUUACUGUUUGCAUGAUGACUUGUGCUUUAGGAAACCAAACCGCUGCAGUCACACGGUCGAUGACCGAUCACCAAACCAGCAACACCAAAAAAAAAACCUUGUAAAGUUUUACAGUUUACAUUUUGUGAAUAAAAGUUUGGAAAAUGUGA
Messenger RNA from Mugil cephalus (flathead mullet), 7757 nucleotides. RefSeq names its product laminin, beta 2 (laminin S) (gene lamb2). Gene Ontology annotation, cellular component: laminin trimer. Gene Ontology annotation, biological process: basement membrane assembly; cell migration; substrate adhesion-dependent cell spreading. The coding region runs from base 135 to 5528 and encodes 1797 amino acids. Gene Ontology annotation, molecular function: extracellular matrix structural constituent; integrin binding. Lineage: Eukaryota; Metazoa; Chordata; Actinopteri; Mugiliformes; Mugilidae. The transcript has 36 exons. The record is from RefSeq and is a predicted model, not a curated record.